Molecule: messenger RNA, 1624 nt
Organism: Amaranthus tricolor (Joseph's coat)
Lineage: Eukaryota; Viridiplantae; Streptophyta; Magnoliopsida; Caryophyllales; Amaranthaceae
Product: solanesyl-diphosphate synthase 1, mitochondrial-like
Exons: 12
Coding region: 191-1372 (393 amino acids)
Biological process (GO): isoprenoid biosynthetic process; ubiquinone biosynthetic process
Cellular component (GO): transferase complex
Molecular function (GO): prenyltransferase activity
Source: RefSeq, a predicted model, not a curated record
GAUUUCCAAGGUUAAAUUGUAGUCAAAUUACUUACACGUAGUACAUCACAGAUUUGGUUCAUUUCUUAAGCCAAACCCAUUUUGACGCAGUGACGCCGACGUUUGACGGAGUAUCGCCACAUUGCUCACUUUUCACCGGACGAUUCUUUGUCGUCGGCGAUUUUCUUAUUGACCUGUUCAUCUCAGAGAGAUGUUAUUUUUCCGAAGACUUUCAUGGAUUCCAAAGACGGGUUUAAGUUCGUUUCGAUGGUGUUAUUCUUCUUCAUCGGCUUCAGGUUCAGCCUUUUCCACUUAUCACCAUUUGUGCAGUUCUAGUGCAGCAAUAAGUCCUUCAACAUCAAAGGACCAAUCAGAUCCAUUUUCUCUUGUUGCCGAUGAAUUAUCACUUGUUUCUGAUAGAUUGAGGUCAAUGGUGGUGGCAGAGGUUCCUAAGUUGGCAUGUGCUGCUGAAUAUUUCUUUAAAUUAGGAGUUGAAGGAAAGCGCUUUCGCCCCACGGUUUUACUGUUGAUGGGAACAGCUUUGAACAUGCCUAUUUCUAUGUCGUCAACAUUAGUAGUUGAUAAUCUAGAAACAGAGCUUCGUAGAAGACAUCAAUGCAUUGCUGAGAUUACCGAGAUGAUACAUGUGGCAAGUCUGCUUCACGAUGAUGUAUUGGAUGAUGCUGAUACAAGACGUGGUGUUAGUUCAUUAAAUUCAGUGAUGGGGAAUAAGUUGGCAGUUCUAGCAGGUGACUUUUUGCUCUCUAGGGCUUGUGUAGCUUUAGCUUCACUGAAGAACACUGAGGUUGUAUCAUUGCUUGCUACAGUAGUAGAGCAUCUUGUCACUGGUGAGACAAUGCAGAUGACAACAACAUCUGAGCAGCGUCUAAACAUGGAGUACUAUAUGGAAAAAACUUAUUAUAAGACAGCAUCAUUGAUCUCAAAUAGUUGCAAGGCAAUUGCUCUUCUUGCGGGGCAAACUGCAGAAGUUGCAACCUUAGCUUUUGACUAUGGAAAAAAUUUGGGACUGGCAUAUCAACUGAUAGAUGAUGUUCUUGAUUUCACGGGCACAUCUGCUUCACUCGGAAAGGGUUCACUUUCUGAUAUCCGUCAUGGAAUCGUGACAGCUCCUCUCUUGUUUGCCAUAGAAGAGUUUCCUCAAUUAAGUGAAGUUGUGCAGCGAGGCUUCGACAACCCCGCAGACAUAGAUCUCGCUCUUGAUUACCUUGGGAGAAGUCAAGGAAUACAGAGAGCGAAAGAUUUAGCACUGAGGCAUGCUAACAUUGCCGCUGAAGCUAUCGAUUCUCUGCCCGGGAGUGAUGACGAGGAUGUUAGAAGGUCAAGGCGUGCACUCGUAGAACUUGCACAAAUAGUCAUAAAAAGAACCAAGUGAACAAAGAUUUUACUCAUACCAAGUUUACAAUUUUAUUCAAAUUUUGUAUUAUUUAACUGGUAAUUAUGUUCGUUUGAUAAAUUUUAUUCAAAUUGCACGAGCAUAAAUCUCAUUUAAUUUACCUUUUUUUUAAAAAAAAAACUCGUUUAGUUUUUUGUUAUAACUGAAUUGUAGCAUAUUUAAAUGUACAACAAUAGUUGCAGUUAAGGAAAUGUUAUUCAAAAAGACGUAAAGGAAAAACAAUUGUUAAAU